Molecule: messenger RNA, 4231 nt
Organism: Thunnus maccoyii (southern bluefin tuna)
Lineage: Eukaryota; Metazoa; Chordata; Actinopteri; Scombriformes; Scombridae
Product: probable G-protein coupled receptor 149
Exons: 5
Coding region: 344-2650 (768 amino acids)
Biological process (GO): neuropeptide signaling pathway
Cellular component (GO): membrane; neuron projection
Molecular function (GO): G protein-coupled receptor activity; neuropeptide binding
Source: RefSeq, a predicted model, not a curated record
AACGGUGAUGACGACAGCGCGUACAUCAGCAGCUGGAAACAAGAGGUGCCCUGGUUGCGCGGUUUGAACGGUGAACAGAAGUGCCUGCCAGCACUGUACCCGGAGGCUCCACAUCCAAAGGACCGGAAAGCUUUGGUUACGCGUGCGUUUCCUGUUGGAUCGGAGAAGGAUGUUGCGCUAUGUCUCUCUCUCAUCUCUGUUGUCAAAUUUUUUUUAGAGAUGCGGCGCAUGUUGUGCCAUCCUCACAUCUUUGCAGCGCGGUAAACUUUACAGGCGAAUGAGCCAGAUUUGACCAAUUAAAAGUGCCAAAAGGGACAGAGAAGACAAAGUUCAUUCACUGAAAAUGUCCACGACGCACCUAAGCUCCCCGGCGCCCAACCAGAGCUACCUUUCCACGACCACCUACGAGCAGACAGACCCCUCGGAGGUGGAGAGGCAAAUUCGCCUGCUGCUUUUCGGCUUGUGCGUAACCAUCGCGGCUGCUACCUUUGUCGGAGGGGUGUAUUCGCUCCUCUCUCUCCUCCGGAUGAGGAGGAAAACCUCCCUGUGUCUCAUUGUGGCUUCCAUGUCGGUGGACGACCUGCUCAGUGUGGUCCCUCUCUCCAUGUUCAUGCUCCUACAGUGGGAGAGCGAUGGAGGUGGAGGAUCGAGCAGUCUGUGCACUUUAUCCGGACUUCUGUACGUGUUCCAGGGUGUUUCAAGCAAUAUGAAGGCCUGCCUGAUAGCAGCCUACACUUUUUAUGUCACAAAGAGAUUUGGAGUGCUCCAGUCUGUCCGCCGGCCCUUGAGAGUGAUGUGGGCCAUAGCCGCUGUGUGGGCGGUCAGCUUGGCCGUCAGUGUGUUACCUUUGUGCGGAUGGGGCAGCUUUACGCCGGCCUCUCUUGGGUGUUUCCCAGAGAGCGACAGUUUGUACAUUCUGCUGCUUUUCUCUUUAUAUUCCCUGUGUUUCUGCGGCUUGUUGUUUUUCUUUAUCCCCCUCACCUACCAGCUGCUGUGCUCCAGAGAACCCCAGAGGACUUUACUGUACCCGAGCUAUUUGGAGAUGGCGAGGGGACUAAGUGGAUCCGCUCCCCUCUGUGAUCUCCAGUCCUUCUCCCGGGACAGUCUGAAUAAAAGUUUCGGUGCCUACAACGAGCUGAGCCCAAGCUCAUGUGGGACAGUGUCGGAGCUCAGGGGGAAGGAGAACAGCGGUCUGUCCUCAGUGUCUGUCAGCGGGCAGAGGGCAGCAGCUGUCGGGGACACACCAGUGGUGUUUGCACAAAAGCGCUUCUCCAUGAUACUGGCGGUUGUUCGAGUUAUUUUAUGGAUGCCAAUGAUGACUUUGGUGCUGGUGCGCCACACAGUGAAUGCACGCAGCUCGCCCCUUGAGACUCUGAGCUUCUUUCUCACUUUGCUUGCCCCUGCGGUCACGCCGUUGUUCGUGCUGUCUGAACGCUGGAUUCACAUGCCAUGUGGCUGCUUCAUUAACUGCAAACGGGAUCCAACACAGGAACCCUCAGUGAUGAAAAGAAAAUUUGAGUUCAACCUUUCCUUCCAACAAGGCUAUGGAGUGUAUAAGUUAUCCAAUGCCACCAUGUCUCAUCAUAGUGCGCCCAUUGAGACGCCGGCCUAUCACAGCCUCUUUAACUGUGACUUCCCUAACACCCGCCUCGAUGCACUAGAGAGUGGUGGCCUCUCGAGCUUGGGGCCCAAUUUUGAUUUCAGCACCACAUGCCCGGUGGACAGCUCCUCCCAUGCAGACCUCCUAUUGGAAGCUGUGGCCGGUGGAGGAGAGGCGCUGGCUGAUUGUCCCCCACUCCCACAUGAGAACCAUGGAGAUGAUGAUGACUUCCGCUGUGUCCCUUCCAUGCCCUCUCAUCACCGGGAGCAGGAUCACAAUCUCACUGACACGUCAUCGGUGUUCGAGGGGUCAGAGAGGAGGCUGUCGCACGAGGAGUGUCGCAAAAUCGAGCUGACAGACUGGGAAUGGUGCAGGAGUAAAUCCGAGAGAACACCAAGACAGCGGUCAUCAGGUCUGUCAAUCCCCCUGUGCGCCUUCCAGGGUACCGUAUCUCUGCAAGCACCCACAGGAAAAACCCUCUCUCUCUCCACCUACGAGGUCAGCAGCGAUGGACUCAAAAUCUCCCCCAAUAAUGCCAAGAAGGUGGAAGUGUACCGCUCCAAAUCAGUUGGCCACGAGCCCAGUGCAGACGACCCAGGAUCAGGAGGCCAGACUGGAGAUGUGCAUGUCAGCAGCGUAGGGAUGGGUAUGGAAAUCGGAAUGGGCAUCGGAGCUGGUGUGGGGGACACCAAUGUCAAAAUCCACCUGGAGGUUCUGGAGAUCUGUGACAACGAGGAGGCCAUGGACAGUGUCUCCAUCAUCUCAAAUAUCAGCCAGUCCUCCACCCACGCUCGCUCACCGUCGCUGCGUUACUCGCGAAGAGAAAACCGCUUUGUUUCUUGUGACCUUGGAGAGACGGCUUCUUACUCUCUGCUCAUCCCCAGCAGCGGCAACCCAGAAGCGGAGACCAUCAACAUCACUAUACCAGACACUGUGGAGGCCCACCGGCAGAACAGCCGGCGACAGACGCAGGGAGGCACGGGAUAUCGUGAGGAGAUACAGCUGCUCAAUGAGGCUUACAGAAAGCAAGCUGGGGAAAUGGAAGAGUGACAGCACAGGACAAGAAAGUGGCUCUCAGAAGUUAAGAGAGCUCUAACAGAAAUGGAUAGAAGACAAAUUUCCUAAUCAUUCCAAAUUUACUUCUUUCUGAUCAACACUCUAAUAGAACAGACGGGUGACCCAAAUUGAGACUUAGCUUGAGACUGUUAUAAUAGUCUGUUUGCCUACUCUUGUACUUCCUCUUCAGAUAGCUUCAUGAGAACACAUGUACACAUCACCUGUCUGUAGAGUACAUAGAGAUAAAUUAGGCUGUAAAUGAAGAUAGUAUUAAAUUGGGGUAAACGAGAGAGAGAGAGAGAGAGAGAGAGAGAGAGAGAGAGAAACGGAGCCAAAGGAAGGGGAGAGUGAGAGAGAGAAACAGUAUUGCGGCAGAGCAUCUGUAUUCCUGCCAAGACUUUCACCAUAUGGCAGUCUCUCAUCAUAAAACAGAUACAGCGAGAGAGAAAAUUAACUUAGACGUGGAAAAGGAGGGGCCACGGUUCAGCCACAUGUCUGACAUGAAGCUGCUCCUCAAGACUACGUCACCGAUGACUCAGCUGUGAGGGGAGGGGUCAUCUGACCCAUGUGUCUGACUCAUCCCUGUGUGUGUCGUUGUGUGUUGUGUUUUGCAUACUAAAGUAGACUUGCCUAUAAGGAUGAAGGUACUGAUGUGAGAGAGUAAUGGUUUGUGGUGUCAGCCGCCAAAAGUGUUCAUACUGUAUGUUUCCCUUAUAAGAAUGUGUUUAUUAUGCUUAUAUUUCUUUGAAUUGUGGAGUGUUUUCCUUUUCACCUGCUGCUGCGUGUCCAUCAUGUAUUAUACAAUUAAUGUUGCUACAAUCAAAAAAGACGUAGAGAGAGAGAGAGAGAGAGAGAGAGAGAGAGACCACUAUCCAUGCUGGAAAUCUAAAACAGGAGGAGAGCAAAACGACCCGAGAAGGAAACAAGAGGCAAGCCUUUGUGGGAGAGUGCAAGUGAUUAUUGAAGAUGAGGUCGAGAGGAUACUUAUGCAGAGCAGUUUUCUGCUUCAUGCACAUUCAGUGCAAUUUAAAUGAGUGACAGUGUGCAUAUUUUACUACAGUAUGCAGCAUAUGAAUGUACAUUUCAGAGCCACUUUGGGGGAUCAUCUCUCGUUCAGUUCACUGCCCAUCCAAUCAGUGUGCCACCAGAGCCUCUCAGUUUCAAUCUAAUGGGUGCAUAAAUUCAGGACUGGAUCAAAUUUUCAUAGAUAGCAUUGUGUAUUUCAAUACCAUUUUUAAUGCUUACAUGGACUGUGAACAUCUGUCAGAAGCAUAUAAAUCUUUAUUCUCUUUCACAGAUAUCAGUAUAUCCAUCAUUACUUAUAUGCACAUUUACAUGUACGUUUGUGUAUACAAACAUAGUAAAAUAGGUAUAAUAGACUAAUUUAAGAUAUAUAUUCAUUUACAUUUGUUUUAUGAUGGUGUCUUUUAAAUGUCAGUUGUUUGCCCAGUUGAUCUUGAACACAUCAGCGGCACUUUGUGGACUUCAUUUGCAGGCUUUUGAAUUGUUCUGUAGCAAGCCCACUUUAUCAGCUGCAACAUGUUUCAUCCUCUUGAAGAAUGUUGUCAUUAAAGA